AUGUCCUUCACAAAGGUAGCCUGCUUUGCCCACACACUCAACAUAGCAGCCCAAAAACUCUAUGGUGUACCUGCUAUUGCAAGGUGGGCAGGAAGAAUCCGGGCCAUGGUGCUGUGGCUGAAGAGAAGCAGCUUAGCUAAGCCUGUUCUCAAAGAGAAACAGCGUCUUCUUGGUCUUCCAGAGCAUGGUGUGAUCCUGGAUGUGAAGAACCGGUGGAACAGCCUCUUCCUCAUGGUGGAGAGAUUUGUGGAGCAGUUUCCUGCCCUCCAAGCAGCCUCCAUGGAUCCUCGCUUGAAAAGAUCAAUGGAGAGGGACAGGCUGGAGAGAAUGAGUGCUGAUGACUUGGCUAAGGCAGAACAGUUUGUCAGAGUUAUGAGGGUCCUUUAUACCUCCACCAUUUGCAUCUCUGCUGAAAAGAGCCCAACUCUUGGUCAGAUUCUUCCCAUCCUUGGUAAACUACAGCACCACUUCACAGUCACAGCUCAAGACUCUGCAUUUACACAGGCCAUCAAGGAGAAGAUCUGGGGUGACCUUUCUCAGCGAUACCAGGAUGAGCGUACCAGGCAGUUCUUGGAGGAGGGCACGGCCUUGGACCCAAGAUUUAAGAAUAAGGUGGCAGGUCACGAUGUGUGGGCCAGACUGGUGAAUGAGUUGCUGACACGACAGAAUGAAGGUGUAGCAGCCCAGCAGAUGGAGCUGACGGCUGAUGAUGACCGCGGUGAAGACUCAUCCUCUGAUGACGACUCUAUGGUGGUCAGGGUUUCAAAAAAGAGGAACCUAGGGCUCUCUGCCCUCGGGGAGCUGUUUGCCGACGAGGACAUGGCAGUGGAAACGCGGCAGGAAACACCACAGACCAUUGCCGAGAAGGUGCAGGAGGAGAUCCAGCGAUACAGGGACCUACCAUCUACUCUGACCUCUGUUAACCCUGUAACCUGGUGGUGGACUGAACGAAACACGUUUCCAUUGCUGUCGGACUUGGCAGGCAGAUAUCUCUGUGUACAGGCAUCCUCCACUCCUGCGGAGCGCACGUUUUCGACAGCUGGGGACACUAUCAGCCAAGAAAGGUCAAUCGAGACCCACGUCUCGCACAACGUCUGCAUGGUUGAACAGGACUUUUGA
Engraulis encrasicolus (European anchovy) is the source of this 1119-nucleotide messenger RNA. Its product is annotated as zinc finger BED domain-containing protein 4-like. The record is from RefSeq and is a predicted model, not a curated record. NCBI's taxonomy places the organism in Eukaryota, Metazoa, Chordata, Actinopteri, Clupeiformes, Engraulidae. Gene Ontology annotation, cellular component: nucleus. Gene Ontology annotation, molecular function: protein dimerization activity. The coding region runs from base 1 to 1119 and encodes 372 amino acids. Gene Ontology annotation, biological process: regulation of transcription by RNA polymerase II. The transcript is spliced from 7 exons.